Somion occarium is the source of this 516-nucleotide messenger RNA. The record is from the annotation of a GenBank genome assembly. NCBI's taxonomy places the organism in Eukaryota, Fungi, Basidiomycota, Agaricomycetes, Polyporales, Cerrenaceae.
AGUCCGAUUUUGGAUCGAACACUCAUUCCAGUCCUCUCAAGUUCUCCUGCUGCUUCCACUAUCUCAUUUCACCGACCCUUUCAGCUAUCCUCUUAACGCUCCUUUAUCAACAUGUCGGGUCGUCAGCAGCGUGUGAUGGUUCAGCCCAUCAAUGUGAUUUUCAAGAACUUGCAGCAGAGGACGAAAGUCGUAAUCUGGCUAUACGACAACAUCGAGAUGCGUAUUGAGGGACGAAUUGUUGGUUUCGACGAGUUCAUGAACGUUGUGAUCGAUGAGGCAGCCGAAGUGUUUGUCAAGGAUGCGAAGCCAAGACGAGAGCUUGGACGUAUCCUGCUAAAAGGCGACAAUAUCACUCUCAUCCAGCAAGUGGUAUAGGUCUUAUUCUUUUUCUAGUCCUACUGUUGUACAAAAAGGCGCGGAUUGCGUGUGCUCGUGAUGUAUAAUGAUACUAUAUAGACCCCGGAUGUCGUGUCGCUCGCCUCAACAUUAAAUCAAAUUCAGAGGUUGUACACCGGC